Molecule: messenger RNA, 1324 nt
Organism: Aspergillus campestris IBT 28561
Lineage: Eukaryota; Fungi; Ascomycota; Eurotiomycetes; Eurotiales; Aspergillaceae
Product: translation initiation factor eIF2B subunit alpha
Exons: 2
Coding region: 62-1111 (349 amino acids)
Biological process (GO): translational initiation
Cellular component (GO): eukaryotic translation initiation factor 2B complex
Molecular function (GO): translation initiation factor activity; guanyl-nucleotide exchange factor activity
Source: RefSeq, a predicted model, not a curated record
CGACAGCCAACACUGAGCUCCAAAUCAUUGUUUGACAGAUCUCACACUGUUGUCAGACACCAUGGCAGGAUCUUCCGAAGCUGAGAAGCCAUUCGACAUUGUCGCGACGUACAAUGAUUUGCUUCGCACAGAUCCGGACCUGACAAUGCCAAUUGCGGCUAUCGAGGCUCUGGUCUUAUUACUCACACAUUCGCCCUCUUCCACGAUCUCCGAGACCCUCGAUCUGCUAGAGAAAUCCACCGCACACCUGAAGAAUUCGAUCCCGAACCCCAUCGGUCUGUCCGCCGGAACCGAUCUCUUCCAACGGUACCUGAUCACUACACUGCAAAGGCCCGGCCAGCUGGGACCCGCCGGAGAUUUCAACGCUAUCAGAGCGCACCUCCUAUCGAACGGCCGUCUGUUCGUCCGACGUGCCAAGGAAAGCCGAGACAAGAUCGCCGCGUUCGGGCGAGGCUUCGUCCGCGACGGCAGCACGAUCCUGACGAACGGCGGGUCACGAGUAGUCGCGUCGUUGCUGCACAAGGCAGCUGCCGAGAAGGGCGGCCUCUCCGCCGUCCGUUUCCGCGUGAUCUACGUUCUGUCGUCCGCGAAGGGCGACGUCGAGAACCCGUCUGCAGAGCCAGAGGGCAUGGAGACUGUGCGUAUGCUGCGGGAAAGCGGUGUGCCGGUGGCUACGAUCCCGCCGUCCGCUGUUGCCUACUCCAUCGGGAAGGCGGAUACGGUGAUCGUGGGUGCAGAGGGCGUGGUCGAGAACGGAGGCAUUGUGUCGCGGAUGGGGACCUACCAGAUUGGCUUGCUUGCCAAAGCCAUGGGGAAGCCUUUCUACGUGGUGGCUGAGAGCCACAAGUUCGUCCGUGUGUACCCGCUGGGGCAGUACGAUCUGCCCAUUGAGCAGCGGGUGAUCGAGUUCAGGACGCAGGAAGAUAUCGCCGAGGCGGAGAAGCAACGGCUCGCGGCUAAGUCGUCCGAUGUGCCUGCUAAACCGAGCUCGGAGUACGAUUGCGAGGUGGUGGACUACACACCGCCGCACCUGAUAUCCGCGCUGAUCACGGACAGUGGCGUGCUCACGCCAAGCGCAGUCAGUGAGGAGUUGAUCAAGAUCUGGUUCUAGUUGGUCCAUUUGGCAAGAGAGAGAAAAAAUCGACGGCAUGUUUGAAGUUAUAGUGGAUACGGCGUUUAAGCUCACUGAGAUAUCCCGCAAUAAAGGCGUUUUCGGCUUAGAAAAGCAUGUUUUAUAUUAGAGCAACAAUUCUUUCUUCAAUGGAAGAAACGCUUUCAGGGCUUUAUAUCCCUUUUGAACCGCACCCUCGAUUAUGAAGUCCAG